CCUCCUCUUUCUGUCUCUGCCAGACAACCCAGACUCACUCAGACAGCGGGACAACAUGGAUCCAAACGCGACGAUUCUGCGAGUCAAAAGAAAAAGGGGGACCGACCCCGCAGAUGCUUUGUUGCUGGCAUGCAAACGUAUCCGCCCAGAGACGUCCCAGGGCUCGGGCGAAACGGUACCGGAGCCCAAUGAAGCCGAGGUGGAAAACUCCGUCUUCAAACUCGUGGCGACCGUAGCGACACAGGAUGCUCCAGUCCAGACGCAGGUUCGGCAGGCUUUGGCUCGGCCUCGCAUGGUCCACGCGCUGCGCCCCUCUGCCACCAGUUCACAACGGAUAAUUGGGGACCUACGAAGCACAAAGUGGAGCACCCGGAGGGAAGAACGCUACAGAAUACUCUCUAGUCACCGUACAGGGUUGUCAAGCCCAACUGAGCAGCAAAUCCCCCAGACAGAGGCCUCUGAGGGCGUGGAGGAAACUGGGAAAGAGCAGGACAAAUGUUCGGGUCUUGGAGAGAUCCAGGUGGUUGAUCUUGUACACGAGGAUGUAGAGGAGCAGGACAAGUCUUCUGGCAAGACGCUGUCCUCAGACCCAGAAGUGAUCCUGUGCAACAGCACCAAGAUGCUGCGGGAGCGUCUGAGCAUAUCUGGAGAGAGGCUGGGGGAAGAGCACCGGGAGCUGGAUGCGGAGUACGUCUACGACCUUUACUACCAGGAAACGGUCACACCAGGGUGGAUCCAGGACAUCCUGUCUGUCAGGGCCUACGCCGAUGAGGGAGAACUGGUGCCUGACCUUGUGGUUUGUGAAGAGGAGGUGUAUGAAGACGAGGACGAUGAAAAUGAGGAAGGCAACUGGAGGAAUGACUACCCUGAUGAGAGCGAUGCAGACAGCGACAGAGAGGAGCGCUACGGAGGCUACUGGGAAGAGGAGCACUCGUACAGCCGGAGGAGCUGGCAGUGCUACCAGACGGAAGAGCUGCGUGAGCUGGGCUGCCGUGGUGGAGAUGACGAUGAGGAUGAUGAUGGAGACAAAUAUGAUUCUGAUUGAUUUACCCCUUAAGCCACACCCUGUCAGUGGAUCUUCCCAUUGCCCUCUUCACAAAUAACACCAUACUCCACAGACCUCUGUGUAGGAGAGGGUGGGGUGGGGUGGGGUGGGGGGGACUGACGGGCACAGAAACAUGCCUGGGGUGGGGGGAAAAUGCACUUCAAGACAUCCCAUCUCAAAGUGUAGCAAUGUAUGUGUAGCACUCAUCAGAUUUAUAAAAAACAUCCUGUUCUUGACCCGUAACUUGUUCAGAAAAGUUUAAUUUCAUGUCACAAAGUUUGUCGACCCCUAUUGGUUCAGAAAAUGGUCAUCUCUUUAUGGUGGAAUCCAUCCCUCUCUACUACACAGGGGAUGAAGGAGUAGGUGUAAUUUCCAGAAGGAUCCAGAGUGUCUUUUUUUUUUUUUUUUUAAACUGGUGGAGUGAACUUGUGUGUGGGUGUUUGUUAAAAGUGGAUGUGUGUUAGAAAAUGUUGCGUAUUAGUGUUACAUGCCUGGUAUGCUUUGUGCUGUUAACACUUCUGUUAGUGAGACGUCUCGGGCCGCGUGUGGUUGCAAUUUAGGGUGUUUGCAUUUUGUGCAUGGUAGUGUGUGUAGGUGUAAUUGUGUGUGUUAAGAUUUUUGCAUAAUGUGAAAGCGUGGUGUGUUUAUUUUGUUGUGGGUGUGCGAGUUUGGUUCAGAAAUUCCCUUUUUUUGAAGUUAAGAUUGUUUUGCUUGGAUGCUUGUUGAAUUAAACUUUUUGUAAAUAUGUAGAUGUGUAUAAAAAGAAAGCUUUCAAAAUAAACUUCAAACAUCUCAGA
This is a messenger RNA of Dicentrarchus labrax (European seabass), 1842 nucleotides long. RefSeq names its product solute carrier family 7 member 6 opposite strand (gene slc7a6os). Gene Ontology annotation, biological process: developmental process. Bases 56 to 1045 code for a protein of 329 amino acids. The record is from RefSeq and is a predicted model, not a curated record. Lineage: Eukaryota; Metazoa; Chordata; Actinopteri; Moronidae. The transcript is spliced from 5 exons.